Aspergillus steynii IBT 23096 is the source of this 3094-nucleotide messenger RNA. RefSeq lists its product as uncharacterized. The coding region runs from base 90 to 2849 and encodes 919 amino acids. NCBI's taxonomy places the organism in Eukaryota, Fungi, Ascomycota, Eurotiomycetes, Eurotiales, Aspergillaceae. The transcript is spliced from 3 exons. Gene Ontology annotation, cellular component: DNA replication preinitiation complex. Gene Ontology annotation, biological process: DNA replication initiation. The record is from RefSeq and is a predicted model, not a curated record.
GACUCUCUAUCUACGUCUCUAUCCAAACCCCCCAUCUCUUCUUUCCUUGCAUCCUCUAGAAGCACGAUGUAUGAUUAAACACCGCCUCCAUGGCCUCUCGCGGAUCCCUCAGCGUUCUCGAAUCCACCACCCCUCUAUCCCACUCCUUCCACGCUGCCCGCCCGCUAAUUCGAAAGCGCAAAACAUGCCACACGGCUGUGGAGUGGGCGAACCAGACGAUCAACAUCCGGGCCCACGCCGCAUCCCUAUCCGAUGAGCCCUUCGUCCUCGAACCGAUCGCCGUGGUCCCGCGUUCUCGACUGCCCUUCUCGUGGCUCGAGCCGCCCUCUGCCCUCUCGCCCAUCCAGCCGGGCAGUCUCUUCGUCGCCGACAUCCCGGUCCUGGAGCCCGGUUCUCCGCGAGACCCGCCGGUGCUGGCGGUGCGGCUGCUCAGCGACGGCGGCAUCUACGUCGUCGAGAGGGUGAAGGCGGGGAUCUAUGCGCUUUCGAAGCUCGCCCGGGACGUCGGGGAGGGCGAUAUCUUCGUCGCGGUGAAGGGAUGGAGUCCCUCGGCCUUGGAGGAAGAGGCGGGGCCCGUGGCGAACGGCGCGGGGGAGUGGUGGGAGCUGGCGAGGAUUGAAGAUCCGGUCCUGGAGCCCGAGUUCUCGACGAAGCGGGCGAAAUUCGACGUUUCGGUUGUGUUUGGCGUCGCGGGCGUUGCGGACACCGCAGAUGCGCGGAUGAAGGACAUUUCGCCGCGGGAUUCGACGGAAAGUCGCGCGCAGUCGCUGGCGCCGCCUCGGAGGAGCUCGAGUUCCGAUGCUCAGGUGCAGAUGUUUGGGUCCAUCGAUGCGGUGGUGUCGGGGGCUGAGGAGGCUAGGCCCGAUGCUCUGCAGUCGCCGCAGGAGCUACUAGAUAAUCUGAGGGAGCAGUACCUGCAAGCUCUCUAUGUGUCUAAGACCUCUGUGGCAUAUUUCGCCAAGGGACCGCUGACUCGGUGCCGCGCCGGCUUUCAGUCCCCUGAUUCUGAGUCGGCAACUCCCGCGGAUCUCAUUAAUUUCUAUCAAGAGGCUAUUUUGACUGCCAAGAAGAUGGAUCUGAAAUACCGAGAGACCCUACCGACCACUAUCCAGGAUGCUAUGCUGGCUAUUUCUGACGAGGAACCCGGUCGAAAGAAGAAGGGCAAGAGUAGGAAGGAGAAGAUGGGGAAGAAUGGCCUCUACCCCGGAGAAGACCGAUUCGUCCGGCAAUGGUGGAGGGACCGCGCCAUGGCCGACAUGGGUGCGACGAUUGAACUGUCGCGCGAAGCAGAGGUGAAGAAGAACGUUGCCGAUCUGCGAAUGCGCGAGACUCAACUACAGAUCCUCCUUAUUUUGGAGACGAUGGCUCUAGAAGCUGCCGCCGCAGUCGCUGCCGAAGCAAAGAAGCCGGAGGAAAGUGGUGGCGAACCUACGGACAAGUCACCGAAGAAGAAGACGAAGAAGUUGCAAGAGUUGAAGGUCAUGCUCGAGCUGCAUCUGGACCGAUUGUGCAUCUGGCAUGCCGUCAACUUCGAAGAUACUGGCGUGUCCGAAACCGCCAAGGCAAGCGGCGUUUCUGGAAAAAAGGUCGAGAGCGAUGCGGUUCGUGAUUUCUGUACGGAGGUGAUCAUCCCCUUCUACGCUUCUCGUAUACCGGACAAGUGCAAGGCCAUCACGCGGAAACUAGGUGUCUCGGGUGUCAUGCCAUCUUCAUCCUCUUCGAAGCAGUCUCAGACGAAGAAGACGCCCCAGGAUCCGGAGCCUGGAGCAGCCGAGCGAAAGCCACAGAAGCAUCCUCGUCGCUCGUUCCAGCGAGUGCUGACGGACAGUCAAACCACGUCACAAGCGCACCCACCGUCGCUGAAUCGGUCCAACACUGCGCCUUCCAAUCCUAACGCGAAGAGUGAUUCUAUCGACCCUCCCCUACCUAGUCUCAGCACCAGCGUGCGUGGUGGCAUCCAGAAGGCCAAGCGGGUGGAGAACCGCGAGGUUGAUCUGAUCGCCGUGGCCCGGCAGCACGAGACCAAACUGAAGAAGGUGCAGUUGCUCGUGGACCAGAAAAAGGAGCUCGACGCAGCCAUCCACACUCUCCGCAAGCCCAACCGCGAGCUAGUGGCCAAGGAUAUCGCCGAGGACGCCGACAAGAGACGAACCGGCGGCAGCGGCCGGAAGCCCAAGAACCCGGUGCGGAAUCCGCUGGGACAGGGCGUGCAGGUGGCCGCCACGCCCAAGGGAGGUCGCAAGAAGGACGCGGUGAUCGGCAUGCCUCCUCUGCCACGAAGCCUCACGCGAUCAUCUACCCAACCGAAGGGCUCUUCUGCAGCCCUAUUCGGCGGCGACGGAUCGCCGCGACGCAACUCCAGCAGUGGCGCCGUGCGGCCCAAUCUCUUUUCGGGUACCCCGAUGUCCAGAAACCCGGGGAUCAUCCACGACACGCCGUCACGCCGUCCAGCCCAGCCAGUUGGCUCCUACGACGACGGCGUCACCAGCAUCGGCGAGUCGCCCAGUAUCUCCAAGAACCUCUUCCGUAUUCCUCAACGGCCUGCGCCUCGUUCCGCGACCACGGACAUGCUCGCCCCCUCCACGCCAGUGUCCUCCCGACACGUGGACGCAUAUCAUGAUCAACCACACCACCCCGGCCCCAAAUCGUCCAUGGUCAUGGAGACACCACCGAAGAAGGGUCCCGCGGGGCCCGUGAUCCAGGAAACGCCUCCCCCUGCAAAGAUCUUCAGCACCCCGGUGAAGGGGGGCUCUUCUGCACUCAGGGUCCCAGCGGCGACCGGGCCGCCAGUUACGCCGGAAAAGUCGAUCUACGAGCAGUUGGGGUGGGACGAUGAGAUGGAUUUGUAGUUGAUUAUUGAUUUCUUGUUUUGCUUAGCGGGCGUUAUGGUGCAUGUCAGACGGUGUAUGUGUGGUACUCCGUAGGUUGGAUGAUUUAUGACUAGUCUAGAUAGAUGUAUAUAGAUCAAUAAUUGGUUCAGUGAAUAUGCUGCAGUAAUCCCAGUACUAGACUGAAUAAACACGAGAGACCCAACAACGAAGACGUUGUUUACCUCGGUAACCUUAUACGGUGUACAUCUACAUAGUUAGUUACC